ACUUUAAUUACUAUUAUUACUACUACUCUUUCUUUCAAGCCUCAACAACAAUUUGGUCACUAAAUUUCCUUCGAUAAUUGUGCUCCCAAACAAUGAAUCCUGCUCACAAAGAAUGUGUUGUUUUUGUUCUUGUGGUCAUCCUUUGCAUCAGUUUUCAGAAUAUAUUGCCUCUUUGAUCCAAUCACUUCUUCUUAUUCAUUCAUACAUCCCAAUAACCAAAUCAAAUCAAAUCAAAUCAAAUCAAAACACAACAAAACAAAAUCUUUCUAUAGUUUAAAUUUUUAAUUCUAUAACAAACAAACUCUUUAUGCAUGUGUCAUCUUAAAACUCCCUCUCUUUGAUCCAAUCAUCUUCUUUUUUUUUUUUUAGUCAAAAUUCUCAUCACACUUCCCAAAUCAUCAUACAUUUCUAAUUUCAACUAUUCACACUUUUCUUUCCCUCACACACUCUUCUUAUUUUUCCCUGUCUUUUUGGAUUUUUUCUCUCAAUAAUAUAUCAAUACUAAAAAAAGUUUAACUUUUUAUAAUAAAAUCUCACAUAUUUGAAUACCCUUUUGGAUAAAGUUUGAAACUUUAUAAUCCCCACAUAAAAAAAUUGUAUUAAAUCCAAAAGGGUUGUUGUAGCUAUGGAAAUAGAAGCAAGUAAAGCAUCAUUAGGAAAUGAUGUUGUUGUAACAAAUUUACCAACUUUGAGUCCUUUGAGUGAAACCCUUUGGAGAGAAAAAACAAACACAGAAUUGAUUGGUGAUGUUUCAGCAAGAUUAACAUGGAAAGAUGUUACUGUUAUGGUAACUCUUAGCAAUGGUGAAACACAAAAUGUUUUAGAGAAUUUAACUGGUUUUGCUGAACCAGGAACUUUUACUGCUCUUAUGGGACCUUCUGGCUCUGGAAAAUCAACUCUUCUUGAUGCACUUUCUAGUCGUUUAGCUUCAAAUUGUUUUCUUUCUGGAACUAUUCUUCUUAAUGGUCGCAAAGAAAAGCUAUCUUUUGGAACUGCUGCUUAUGUAACACAAGACGACAACUUAAUUGGAACGUUAACCGUACGAGAAACAAUAUGGUAUUCAGCACGUUUGAGAUUACCAGAUAAAAUGGCAAGGUCAGAUAAAAAAGCACUUGUUGAAAGCACGAUUGUAGAAAUGGGUCUUCAAGAUUGUGCCGACACAGUUAUUGGAAAUUGGCACUUGCGUGGAAUAAGUGGUGGUGAAAAAAGAAGAGUUAGUAUUGCUUUGGAAAUAUUGAUGAGACCUAGAUUGCUUUUCCUUGAUGAACCUACCAGUGGUCUUGACAGUGCUUCAGCUUUCUUUGUGACUCAAACACUACGUGCAUUAGCAAGGGAUGGAAGAACAGUUAUAGCUUCAAUUCAUCAACCUAGUAGUGAAGUCUUUGAACUAUUUGAUCAAUUGUAUUUGCUUUCUGGUGGCAAAACUGUUUAUUUUGGUCAAGCUUCAGAAGCAUACGAGUUCUUUGCACAAGCUGGAUUUCCAUGCCCUGCUUUGAGGAACCCCUCUGAUCAUUUCCUUAGAUGCAUCAAUUCUGAUUUUGAUAAAGUCAAAGCUACUCUUAAAGGAUCCAUGAAAUUGAGGUUUGAAGGAAGUGAUGAUCCUCUAGACAAGAUCACAACUGCUGAAGCUAUAAGAACUCUAAUUGAUUUCUACCGCACUUCUCAGCACUCUUAUGCUGCAAGACAAAAAGUUGAUGAAAUAUCCAAAGUUAAGGGGACAGUGCUUGAAGCUGGAGGAAGUGAAGCUAGUUUCUUGUUGCAAUGUUACAUAUUAACAAAACGUUCAUUCAUUAACAUGUCAAGGGAUUUUGGUUACUAUUGGCUUAGGCUUGUUAUCUACAUUGUUGUCACUAUUUGCAUUGGAACAAUUUACUUGAAUGUGGGAACUGGCUACAACUCUAUUCUGGCUAGAGGUUCAUGUGCAUCUUUUGUCUUUGGUUUUGUCACCUUCAUGUCAAUUGGUGGAUUUCCUUCCUUUGUUGAAGAUAUGAAGGUUUUUCAAAGGGAGAGGCUAAAUGGACACUAUGGUGUGACUGCAUUUGUUAUAAGCAACACAUUAUCUGCAACACCAUUCUUAAUAUUAAUCACUUUUCUCUCUGGAACAAUUUGUUACUUCAUGGUUCAACUACAUCCUGGCUUUUCCCAUUACAUUUUCUUUGUGUUGUGUCUCUAUGCAAGUGUCACAGUUGUUGAAAGCUUAAUGAUGGCAAUUGCUAGUAUUGUUCCUAACUUCCUCAUGGGAAUUAUCAUUGGAGCUGGGAUUCAAGGUAUAUUCAUGUUGGUCUCUGGCUACUUUAGGCUCCCACAUGAUAUCCCAAAGCCUGUUUGGCGAUAUCCAAUGUCAUACAUUAGUUUCCACUAUUGGGCAUUACAGGGUCAAUACCAAAACGAUCUUAAGGGUUUGAUAUUCGACAACCAGACACCUGAUCUUCCAAAGAUACCAGGUGAAUACAUCUUGGAGUAUGUAUUCCAAAUCGACGUCAAAAGAUCAAAAUGGAUAGAUUUAAUUGUGAUCUUAAGCAUGAUUAUCAUAUACCGCGUUAUUUUCUUCAUCAUGAUUAAAAUCAAUGAAGAUGUUACUCCUUGGGUUAGAGGGUAUCUUGCUAGGAGAAGAAUGCAACAAAAGAGUGGAGCUCAAAACACAACUAUUGCACCUGAUGUUCUCACUCAAUCUCCAUCUUUGAGAGCCUACAUUUCUAAUCAAAGGUAGGAAUUAUAGUCCUCUUUUGAUUAUUACUUUAUUUCACUUUAAUUAAUCAUGUGGACUUUUUUGUGUGUAUCUCUUUAAAAUGGCUAGUGAACAUUUUAUAAAGAGAGAUAUGAAAAUUUCACAUGAUAAACUAAUGUGAAAUUAUAUUAUAUGGUGAUACAUUAGCUUGAAGAUUGAGAUUAAAGAUAAGAAAUUAUGUCCUCCAAAUUUGAAUGAAGAUUGAAGCUUGUAGUUUUAAAUAGGAUUAGAUUUAUAUUUAACUAUAAUUCUUAUCAUUUUCAUAGGUGUUUUGCUUUUAAUUAACUAUGUUGAUAUGUGAAUUCUAGAGUGUUUAUUAUCAACUCAUGAAAUUCUAUUCUCAGUGUCCUCCUAUAUUUCAUUAA
This is a messenger RNA of Cicer arietinum (chickpea), 3093 nucleotides long. Its product is annotated as ABC transporter G family member 11. Gene Ontology annotation, molecular function: ABC-type transporter activity; ATP binding; ATP hydrolysis activity. Gene Ontology annotation, cellular component: membrane. The record is from RefSeq and is a predicted model, not a curated record. NCBI's taxonomy places the organism in Eukaryota, Viridiplantae, Streptophyta, Magnoliopsida, Fabales, Fabaceae.